Molecule: messenger RNA, 420 nt
Organism: Blepharisma stoltei
Lineage: Eukaryota; Ciliophora; Heterotrichea; Heterotrichida; Blepharismidae
Source: the annotation of a GenBank genome assembly
AUGAUAAUAAGAAGAUUCGGGUUUUUAAAAAAUCUACGCAACUUCCUAAGGAAUACAGACGGCAGAAAACUAGUCGGGACUGACAUGUACGAAAAUAAAUAUUACCAGAUUUUAGAUGAGGAUGGAAGACCUUUUAAGCGUGAAGUCGAGUAUAAAGAAGGAAUCAGAAAUCCAACCAUGGACCCAAUAUGGGCUGGAUGGCUUUGUGGUAGAGAUCGAAACCCGCCAAAACCUGAAGACGUCAAAUCCUCUCAAGAUUCCUAUUUAUAUCGCAAAAAAAUAGGAGAAGAAGCCGACAAAGUAGAUGAAGAAAAAAUGAAAGAGUUCAGAGAUGUCAUGCAGAAGACAGCAAAUUCCAAACCAAAUGAACCUUUCAAGCCAGAAGAGUGGAAGCCUCAAAAGAAGGACAAAAAAUAUUAG